AUGGAUUACGUGCAGCCGAGUCACCUCUAUACUCGGAUUCUGGAGAACCUCCCGUGGAAGUCUGGUGAUCCAAACUCAAAGGGUGAUCCCAAAAAGAGUGUGAAAUGGAUUGAUGGUUUGAGGGGUAUUGCUUCGUUCUUAGUGGUGAUGACCCAUCUUGCUCGAGCAUGGGAUUAUGAUCUAUUCUCGCCUCGGGAUGAUGUGGAUCUCCCACCACGCAUCCUACAGUGGCCCAUUCUGCGAAUUCCCUGGCAGGGACGGUUGGGUGUCACCAUCUUCGCCUUUCUCACAGGUUACGUCUGCGCCUUGAAGCCCAUGAAGCAAGCCCGAAAUGGCGACCAUCUGGGCUCAUUUACGUCUGUUGCCAAGAGUGCCUGGCGUCGUCCUCCCCGUCUUAUUUUCCCCGCCACAAUUGCCUUGAUCAUCUCAUGGGUCAUGGCACAAUGUGGUGCUUUUAUUGCUGCGAACCGCUCAGAUUGCUGGUGGUGUCGUUAUGCUGCUCCUGAUCUGGAGGAUUCGCUGUGGAAAGAGUUCAAGCGACUGUUUGAGAACUUCUUGGGUGUGUGGACAACGGGAUACAUGGCAUAUGACGAUCACCAGUGGGCCCUCCUACCAUUGCUCCAGGCUUCAAUGCUUGUCUAUGUUAUGAUUUGCGCUGUUCAGUUUGUUAAAUUCCGGUGGCGUAUGGGUAUUUACCUCGGAAUGCUGCUAUACUUCCACCAGGAUGCGGCUAAGAACACCGAAACAUUCCAAAUGCAAGCUAUCUACGGCAUGGCCCUUGCCGACCUUUCCUAUCAGAUGACAUUCAGAGAAUUUAUCGAAAAAUACAAAUGGUUCCGCCGAAUCCUAUGCACCCUUCUCGCUAUCUCCGGUCUCCUUAUCUGCUCCUACCCCGGCGAGCACCCCGAAUGGGCCACAUGGUCCAACUACAUGUUCGAGGCAGCCCACUACAUCUUCCCCCCGGACGUCAACAUCGGAAAGCGCUACUCGGCCAUCGGUGUUGACCUCAUAAUCUUCGCAAUCUAUAUAUCCCCCUCCACAAAGGACUUCCUCUCCAACCGUCUCCUUCUCUGGCUCGGCAAACAAAGUUUCGCGGUCUAUCUCGUCCACGGCACACUCCUCCGCACAGUGCUAUGCUGGAUGCUCUACGGUAUCACCGGCCAGCCCUGGGAUGGUGAACCAGUCGAUGGAAAUGGCCAGCCUAUUCUCGACGAGAACGGUGAACCACUCAACCCACACUGGAUUCCCAUUCGCGCACCUUGGGUCGUGGCCAUCUCGAUUCCAGCGUGGAUCGCAUUGGUCUACUUCUGCGCGUCAAUGUGGACAUCUUAUGUGGACCCGUUCUGUGCUAAGAUGACACAGAAGCUUGAAAAGAUCAUGUUUGAGCAGGAUGAAAAGUCUGUGGAGGCCUUGCCUCUCAAUACCAUGCCAAUGAGUACUGUAUAA
Messenger RNA from Penicillium verhagenii, 1446 nucleotides. Its product is annotated as acyltransferase family protein. Gene Ontology annotation, biological process: polysaccharide biosynthetic process. The transcript is spliced from 3 exons. Gene Ontology annotation, molecular function: acyltransferase activity, transferring groups other than amino-acyl groups. Lineage: Eukaryota; Fungi; Ascomycota; Eurotiomycetes; Eurotiales; Aspergillaceae. Gene Ontology annotation, cellular component: membrane. The coding region runs from base 1 to 1446 and encodes 481 amino acids. The record is from RefSeq and is a predicted model, not a curated record.